UAUUCAGUAUCCUGAAUUUCCAGGGGACAAAAGCAUCCGUGAAGAAGCAGAGCAUGACACAGUUGCUGGACAAACUUUUGGAAGGCUACGAUAAACGACUCCGACCCGACUUUGGUCAAGGCCCCUUGAUAAUAAAAGCUGACAUCUUGAUUAGAUCCAUGGGUCCUGUAUCUGAAAGAGAUAUGAUUUAUUCAAUGGAUUGCUACUUCCGCCAACUCUGGACUGACGAACGUCUCGCAUUCAACGUUUCUUUGGCGAAUGUCUCUUUGAACAUCAAAAUGCUGGAAAGAAUUUGGUCCCCCGAUACCAUCGUCUACAAUGGACAGGAAUCUUUCCUUCACGAAAUCACCAUGCCCAACAAAUUCUUUCGCAUCAACAAAGAUGGCACCAUUCUUUACUCACAAAGACUGACCAUAAAAGCAAGAUGCCUGAUGCAACUUCAGAAAUUCCCAAUGGACAUGCAGCAAUGUCCACUCCAUCUCAUCAGUUUUGGUUACACGGAAAAUGAAGUCCUCUACAAAUGGAGAUUUGGUGCCGAGAGAGCUGUCGAUGUAAACGCUGGAAUGACGUUGUCCCAAUUUGACCUCACGACAUGCCUGCUUGGAAUGGAACGACCGCUUCAGAGAAGGUAG
Molecule: messenger RNA, 632 nt
Organism: Octopus sinensis (East Asian common octopus)
Lineage: Eukaryota; Metazoa; Mollusca; Cephalopoda; Octopoda; Octopodidae
Product: gamma-aminobutyric acid receptor alpha-like
Exons: 5
Coding region: 54-632 (192 amino acids)
Biological process (GO): regulation of membrane potential; nervous system process; signal transduction
Cellular component (GO): membrane; neuron projection; synapse
Molecular function (GO): extracellular ligand-gated monoatomic ion channel activity; transmembrane signaling receptor activity; neurotransmitter receptor activity
Source: RefSeq, a predicted model, not a curated record